GUCCCUCUUUCGGUUUUCCAGCCACUGAAAUCGGCGGAGCGACGCGCUCUCUUUCCGUAGUCUGGUCCAGGUCGCGUUUAUCUGCACUUUCACGCGGAUGUACGUGGACUGGAAACCCACUUACAAUUUAAAACAAGAAUAAAAACAACCCCACCGGUUAAAUCAACAGGAACUGCUGCGCGUUCAGACAAACUGGAAUCGUUACCUCUGGUGAUAAUUUCCUCCUCUGUUUGAGAGGGGGGGUUAACGAUCGUUUUGGAGUGAAAUCUUAAGGUUUGGUGUAGCCUACUUUUCUGGCCUGUAACAUACCGAGAGAGUUGUUAAAUAACUUGAUUUCGAGAAACUGUGAUCAAAACCGAAGGAAAAGCUUUCCAGUGUCGCGGUAAUCAUAUUGAACUGAUUUGUUGUCCUUGCCACAGUUGUCAAGUUGGAGUCUGAAAGGGGCAGAAACCAGUCCGUUUAACUUGCACUUCUUCAAAUCCAGUUUGCACUCUUUCAAGAAAAGUGUAAAGGCAAAAUAAUUUGUGACUGAGAGCAUUUUAUUUCAAAGGGACAACAGCAUACCCCUCUGAGAUUUGAUUGGGAAUUUCUUUUGGGUUUCUCGUCUCUGAAGUCCAUUUUCAUAGUCCAGCUGUGACCCAAGCGGAAGAAGAGAGCUACAUUUCUGUCGGAGGGGGAACGUGGAUUUUAAGCGCUGAAGGACACAGUUUGGUGAUCCGUUGACAGGGGUGAACACGGUCCUACGCUUACUGUCAUACAUUAUCAGCGGAGCUGCGUGAAUAGACUUCGGUGUCCUGGAACAGGGAAGGCCGUCGAUGGAUCAAGUCUUACCUGUGCUCUGUUUCUGUGGCAACUAACAUGCACUUCCUGGUCCUGGGUUGAUCACCUUCAGAGAUACCACAACUCCCAGCUCCUCUCCACCCGUGUCAGCAGCACAGGACCAACUCUUAGUCAUACCAGUGCUUUCAGACAGGGGCACCCAACACAGGCUACUUAGGACGCAAGCAAGCAAGCAAACAAACAGAAAAUGGCUAACAACACGACGGAUCACCCUCCGGGGAACUCGGUUGCUGAGGGGAACCACGAGGGGGACUUUGGCUGUACGGUGAUGGACCUGCGGGACCUGAUGGAACUGAGGAGCGCCGAGGCCGUCACCAAGAUCGGAGACUCCUACGGGGACGUGCAGGGGCUCUGUCGCAGGCUCAAGACCUCGCCCAUCGAGGGUCUCUCUGGAAACCCUGUGGACCUGGAGAAGCGCCACACAUCUUUUGGGAGGAACUUCAUCCCCCCUAAGAAGGCCAAGACAUUUCUUCAGCUGGUGUGGGAGGCUCUUCAGGAUGUCACCCUCAUCAUCCUGGAGAUCGCUGCCAUCAUCUCCCUGGGCCUGUCCUUCUACCAUCCCCCAGGGGGCGAUAGCGAGCUGUGCGGCCAGGCGGCGGCGGGCGCAGAGGACGAGGGCGAGGCGCAGGCGGGCUGGAUUGAGGGCGCCGCCAUCCUCUUCUCGGUCAUCAUCGUGGUGCUGGUGACUGCCUUCAACGACUGGUCCAAGGAGAAGCAGUUCCGGGGGCUGCAGAGCCGCAUCGAGCAGGAGCAGAAGUUCACCGUCAUCCGCAAAGGCCAGGUCAUCCAGAUCCCCGUGGCUGAGAUCGUGGUGGGGGACAUCGCCCAGAUCAAAUAUGGUGACUUGCUGCCGGCGGAUGGUAUCCUGAUACAAGGCAACGACCUGAAGAUUGACGAGAGCUCUCUGACCGGCGAAUCAGAUCAAGUCAGGAAGUCCCUGGACAAGGACCCGAUGCUGCUAUCUGGCACCCAUGUGAUGGAGGGCUCGGGCAGGAUGCUGGUGUCGGCGGUGGGUCUCAACUCCCAGACGGGGAUCAUCUUCACUCUGCUGGGCGCCGGGGAGAGCGACGAGGAGAAGAAGGUCAAGAAAAGUAAGAGGCAAACGAAACACCAACCCAAAACACCAGUUAACCAUGGAACCCCCGAAAAUCGCAACAAAGCUAAGACCCAGGAUGGCAUCGCCCUGGAGAUCCAACCCCUGAAGAGCGAGGAGGCGGCCGAAUCGGAGGAGAAGGAGGAGGUCAAGCAGGUGAAGAAGGUUCGGGUCACCAAGAAGGAGAAGUCCGUGCUGCAGGGCAAACUAACCAGGCUGGCCGUGCAGAUUGGGAAGGCUGGUCUGAUCAUGUCGGCUGUGACGGUCAUCAUCCUCAUCCUCUACUUCGUGGUGGACACCUUCGGCGUCCAGGGCCGCCCCUGGCUCAAGGAGUGCACACCCAUCUACAUCCAGUACUUUGUCAAGUUCUUCAUCAUUGGGGUGACGGUGCUGGUCGUGGCUGUACCUGAAGGCCUGCCCCUGGCUGUCACCAUCUCUCUGGCUUACUCUGUGAAGAAAAUGAUGAAGGACAACAACUUGGUGCGCCACCUGGAUGCGUGUGAGACGAUGGGCAAUGCCACGGCUAUCUGCUCCGACAAGACGGGCACACUGACCAUGAACCGCAUGACGGUGGUGCAGGCCUACAUAGGAGACACGCACUACAAGAACGUUCCAGAGCCCGAUGCCAUCCCGCCAAGUAUUCUGGAGCUGCUGGUCAACAGCAUCUCCAUCAACUCAGCCUACACCACCAAGAUCCUGUCUCCAGAGAAGGAGGGUGGUCUGCCUCGCCACGUCGGCAACAAGACAGAGUGCUCCCUAUUGGGCCUGGUGCUGGCGCUGAAGAGGGACUACCAGCCAAUCAGAGAGGAGAUCCCGGAGGAGAAGCUCUACAAGGUGUACACCUUCAACUCCUCCAGGAAGUCCAUGAGCACCGUGCUGAAGAACGCAGAUGGCAGCUUCCGCAUGUACAGCAAAGGAGCCUCUGAGAUCGUCCUGCGCAAGUGCUCCCGUGUUCUGGAUACUCAGGGUGAGGCACGCAUCUUCAAGCCCAAGGACCGUGAUGAGAUGGUGAGCAAGGUGAUCGAGCCCAUGGCCUGCGACGGCCUGCGGACCAUCUGCGUUGCGUACAGAGACUUCCCGGCUGAGGGGGGCGAGCCUAACUGGGACGCGGAAAACGACAUCCUCAACAAUCUCACCUGCAUCUGCGUGGUGGGCAUCGAGGACCCAGUCAGGCCAGAGGUACCAGCAGCCAUCACCAAAUGCCAGAGGGCCGGGAUCACCGUCCGCAUGGUUACCGGGGACAACAUCAACACUGCGCGCGCCAUAGCAACCAAGUGUGGCAUCUUGCUUCCUGGAGAGGACUUCCUGUGUUUGGAGGGCAAAGAGUUCAACCAACAGAUCCGCAACGACCAGGGAGAGGUGGAGCAAGAGCGCCUGGACAAGGUGUGGCCCAAGCUCCGUGUGCUGGCUCGCUCCUCCCCCACCGACAAACACACUCUGGUCAAAGGGAUCAUUGACAGCACCGUCUUGGAAACACGACAGGUGGUCGCUGUGACGGGGGAUGGGACCAACGAUGGCCCCGCCCUCAAGAAAGCAGAUGUUGGAUUUGCAAUGGGUAUAGCCGGUACCGACGUGGCCAAGGAGGCCUCUGACAUCAUCCUGACGGACGACAACUUCACCAGCAUCGUGAAGGCCGUGAUGUGGGGGAGGAACGUGUACGACAGCAUCUCCAAGUUCCUGCAGUUCCAGCUCACUGUCAAUGUGGUGGCUGUUAUAGUGGCCUUUACAGGGGCCUGCAUCACACAGGACUCCCCCCUCAAAGCGGUACAGAUGCUGUGGGUGAACCUGAUCAUGGACACGCUGGCCUCCCUGGCCCUGGCCACAGAGCCCCCCACAGAGUCUCUGCUCCUGAGGAGGCCCUACGGCCGCAACAAGCCUCUCAUCUCCCGCACUAUGAUGAAGAACAUCCUGGGCCACGCCAUCUACCAGCUCACCAUCAUCUUCACUCUGCUCUUCGCGGGAGAGAAGAUUUUUGAUAUUGACAGCGGUCGUAACACGCCCCUCCACGCGCCGCCCUCGGAGCACUACACCAUCGUGUUCAACGUGUUCGUCAUGAUGCAGCUCUUCAACGAGAUCAACGCCAGGAAGAUCCACGGGGAGAGGAACGUCUUCGAGGGAAUCUAUCGAAACCCGAUCUUCUGCAGCGUGGUCCUGGGAACCUUCGUUCUGCAGAUCAUCAUUGUCCAGUUUGGUGGGAAGCCCUUCUCCUGCACGUCCUUGACAAUUGACCAGUGGCUCUGGUGUGUGUUUAUUGGUGUGGGAGAGCUGCUCUGGGGACAGCUUAUCUCGGCCAUCCCCACCCACCACCUGAAGUUCCUAAAGGAGGCGGGUCACGGCACUACAAAGGAGGAGAUCAAAGAGGAGGAGAUGACGGAGGGAGCCGACGAGAUAGACCACGCUGAGAUGGAGCUCCGCCGGGGCCAGAUCCUCUGGUUCCGAGGACUCAACCGCAUUCAGACUCAGAUGGACGUGGUCUACACGUUUCAGACAGGCCAGGCUCCCGUGCCUGGAGCUCUGCGUCGCCAGCCCUCAGUGGUCAGCCAGCACAACGACACCGCCAAAACUAUUAAGGUGGUGAACGCGUUCCGCAGCUCCCUGUACGAGGGAAUAGAGAACCCAGAAUCCCGCAGCUCCAUCCAUAACUUCAUGGCCCACCCUGAGUUCGUGCCCCUGUCGGAGGAGGAGGCGCGCGCGCCCCCCAUCGAGGAGGUCAGCGCGGAGAUGGAGGCCAUCCCCAGUUCCUCCUCUUCAGGGGGCGGCCAAGCCCCAGACACCUCCCUCCGCAACCACAAGACCUCCGUCUAACCUCUUCCCCCCCAUUAGCCCUGCUGGCUGACAUCAGACAUCCCCCCAACCCGCUUGCACCUCCAGCUGUGGUGGUCAGCCACAGCGUGUCACAUCACAAUCACAGAAUCAUUCCAUAAAUACUGACCCUCCCACACACCUUUACACAUACACUCAGGGGUGGGUCCCAUGUAUCGCCUAGAACCCCCCCUCCCCCUCAGCACAGACAC
Molecule: messenger RNA, 4947 nt
Organism: Osmerus eperlanus (European smelt)
Lineage: Eukaryota; Metazoa; Chordata; Actinopteri; Osmeriformes; Osmeridae
Product: plasma membrane calcium-transporting ATPase 1-like
Exons: 22
Coding region: 1028-4738 (1236 amino acids)
Biological process (GO): calcium ion transmembrane transport; regulation of cytosolic calcium ion concentration
Cellular component (GO): plasma membrane; intracellular membrane-bounded organelle
Molecular function (GO): PDZ domain binding; ATP binding; P-type calcium transporter activity
Source: RefSeq, a predicted model, not a curated record